GGAACUGCUUCCACUUCGUGGCCGUUGUUUGAGAGGGGAAUCAUAUGCCUUCUUUAUAACAACUUUUUUUUCUCUCCACCUCUUCAUCAGCAGUUAGUCCUCAUUGAAGCAUAUGGCUCCAGAAAAAGUCGUUCGUACAUUGACGAUGAAGCCUUUGAUCAAGUCACAUGCUUACAUCUACAAGUUAUAUACCACAUCAAUGUUUCCCACAACUACGAGGCUGCUUAUACAACUCAUACUCAGAUAAUGCAAACGUUUAAUAAGGAAGUUCUCCAAAAGAAAAAAGAAGUAAACUGGUUUAUGCCAAUUUUUCACCAACUGUGUCGAGAUCUACUGAAUGUGGCUAGAAUGGUAGACGAUGAAGUCGAAAAUAUUUCCUCUUACUAUGAGCAGUCUGCCAACUAUAUCAUGGAAGCGUACAGAACGUGUACUUCUGAUGUUAGAGCAGAUCCAUCAACGACAAAAAAGAUUGCCAUCCUCAACAUGACAAAUCAAUUGUUCCGAAUUUACUUCAAGAUUAACAAAUUAAAUUUGCUGAAACCAUUAAUUCGCGCUAUAGACAACUCUGGCUCUCUGUAUCAAUCAUUCUCCAUGGCUGAUAAAGUCACAUAUAACUAUUUUCUUGGUCGAAAAGCUAUGUUCGAUGCAGAUCUGCCUUUGGCCGAAAAAUCGUUAUCCUAUGCAUUUCGCAAUUGUCCUGCUGAAUGUCUUUCGAACAAAAGACUGGUGCUCAUAUAUCUCAUUCCCGUUAAAAUGUUUCUGGGUCAUAUGCCUACUGCUCAGUUACUGCAUAAAUACCAACUGGAUGAGUUUGUUGAUGUUGUGGAGGCGGUAAAGGAGGGCAAUCUAGCAAAAUUGGAUCAAGCACUUGAGACGAAUGAACACUUUUUUAUACAGUGUGGUAUAUUUUUGAUGUUGGAAAAGUUGCGUGCAAUCACCUUCCGAACACUUUUCAAGAGAAUAUCAACUAUUAUUGGAGGAAAUCAAAUUCCGCUCAAAGCCUUCUACACCAUUAUCCAGUAUCUUGGUGUGACCGAUGUUGAUGAAGACGAGUUGGAGUGUAUUGUUGCAAAUCUUAUUGCGGAGAAGAAAAUCAAAGGAUACAUAUCGCAUCAACAUCAAAAAUUGGUCGUAAGCAAAAAGGAUCCAUUUCCACCGCUAUCAUCGGUUUAG
Haemonchus placei is the source of this 1173-nucleotide messenger RNA. NCBI's taxonomy places the organism in Eukaryota, Metazoa, Nematoda, Chromadorea, Rhabditida, Trichostrongylidae. The record is from the annotation of a GenBank genome assembly.